AUGACAAACCCUAUAUUUUGCAAAGGGUUAACAUUUGCUACCAAAGAACAGUUUAAGCAAGCUAUAAAAAAUUAUGCUAUCAACAACGGAAAAGAUUUGAAAUUUUCAAAGAAUGACAAGCUUAGAGUUACAGUAAGUUGUAAAGGUUGUGGAUGGGAAUAUGAAAACAAGUUGAUCACUUCUUCUAAGGUUGCAAAGAGAUGGAAAAGAGAAAUAAAAAGUAAUAGCACUUGGACAAUUGAAGAGUUUCAAAAGAGAGUUAAAACUGAUGACAAAUACAUCCUAACAACUAGGCAAUGCUAUAAGGCCAUGUUACUUGCAAGGGGUGAUUUAAAAGAAGAACAAGAAGAUCAAAUUAAAAAAUUGUGGAGUUAUCGUCUAGAAAUUGAGAAAACAAAUCCUAAGUCUGCUUAUGACGUAAAACUUAGUGAUUUGAAAGAAAUUGCAAAAAUUGGAGGUCAAUUACUCACAGCGGUUGGGAUUGAUGCAAAUGAUGGAAUAUUUCCUUUGGCUUAUGCAAUUGUUGAAGGGGAAACAAAACAAUCCUGGAUUUGGUUUUUAAAACAUGUUAAAAAGGACUUGGAGAUUUCAUAUGAGCAUAAUGUGGCCUUUAUUUCUGACAAGCAGAAAGGAUUAAUACCUGCAUUUGAGACUAUGUUCCCUUUAGCAAAUCACAGAUUUUGUGUGCAACACUUGCACAGCAACAUGAAGGUUGCUGGGUUCCAAGGUAGAGCAAUAAAAGAUUGUUUAUGGGCAGCAGCUAGGGCAACAACUAUAAACAGUUUCACCCAAGCAAUGAGGAAUAUUAAAGAGUUGGAUGUAGAUGUUUUUGCCUGGUUAUCUGAUAAACAUCCUAGUGAAUGGUCGAAGUCUCAUUUUUCCACAACUCCACAGUGUGAUAUCUUGGUGAACAACAUUUCUGAAUGCUUUAAUUCUAUGAUAUUAGAGGCAAGGAAACAGCCACAAAUUGCAUGCCUUGAGGGUUUAAGGAAGCAAAUAAUGGUAAGACUAUUUGACUGUAGAAAAAAAGCUAGUGCUUGGAAGUCUAAAAUAUGUCCUAGAAUUGUUGCAAAGAUUGAAGCUAAUGAAAAGGCCGAUGCUGGUUAUUUGUGUGAUCAAUGUGAUUAUGAGUUAUUUGAAGUUAGAGGGAAGUGGGAGGAUCAACAAGAAGUUGAUUUGUGUAAAAAAUCAUGCAGUUAUGGGAAAUGGCAGCUGAAAGGAAUCCCUUGCAAGCAUGUUAUUCGUGCAAUUUGGAUGAAAAAUGGCAAGGAAACAGUAGUAGAUUAUGUUAGCUUAUUCUACUCCACAGAUAGCUAUUUGAAAACUUAUGCAGGAUCCAUUAAGCCCAUGUCUGGGCCUGAAGAAUGGCCAUUGACAAAUAACCACCACUUCCACCAUUGUAUAAGACAUCAAAGUGUGGCCAUAAUUCUAGAAGAUGUCCAGAAGAUCCUACUGGUAAGAACCAAAACGAUACCACAACCUCAUAAUCAUCAUGCAUCAACUACAGAAGUUAAUCAAGGACAUGAGAAUGAAGGAGCUGAUAAUGAACAACUUAUGGAUGGAGGAUUUGGUGCAGGAAUUGCUGAAGUUAUUGCAGUCCAUACUCAGCCUGAGAAUGAAGAUGAUGCCAAUGUUCAAACUCCUCUUGUGGUUGCUUGUGAAGAAGUCAAUGUUCCAAGGAAUAAAGAAAAGGUGUCCAAGCUACCUAUCAUCAAAAGGACAAAAUUAGACAAUAUUAAUUGA
This is a messenger RNA of Ipomoea nil (Japanese morning glory), 1743 nucleotides long. RefSeq lists its product as uncharacterized. Lineage: Eukaryota; Viridiplantae; Streptophyta; Magnoliopsida; Solanales; Convolvulaceae. The coding region runs from base 1 to 1743 and encodes 580 amino acids. The transcript has 5 exons. Gene Ontology annotation, molecular function: zinc ion binding. The record is from RefSeq and is a predicted model, not a curated record.